UUACAUAAGACUAGCUGCGCCCCACGGUUUCACCCGCGUGGAAUACUACAUAUUUAUUUUAUGUCGUUCGAGUUCCACUGACUGUUCAACUGCGUGUUCCUUCGUGAAUCAGUGGGUGACUCUUCUUCGUUUUCCGUAAAUCAGAUGUUUCGAUCGAUAUUUCUCGUUGUGAGUGCCACGAUGUCACAACUUUAUUUACAAAUUUUUAGAUUUCAAAGUGUGAACGUGUUUUUAUCAAAAUAAAACGUAGCAUAUGUUACUCAGUGAUAGUGUAGCUUUUUGUUACUGACAACAUUUUUAAAAUCGGUUCAGCAGUUCCGGAGACUACCCGAAACAAACAGACAGACACUUCAAUUUUACUUCAACUUAAUUGUGAUAGAAAAGAGAUUUCUUAUAAACGAAACAUUUAUAAGACGCAAUUUCGAAGUACAUCUCGUUUCGUGCAUAACGUAAUGACGUCGAGACAUUUCUGGAUCGUGUUUAGUUAAGGCAGUGAUAGAGGAUUACGUAUUCGCGCCGGAAGCACAGUCCUCGUGUCGAGUGUAAUAGUGUUAAGUUGGAAAGAGACUGUUAACGAUAAUGUAUAAGCCGAAAGUUUCCCUAAAGGAAGGUAAAAUACGAGGUAGUGUCGUGCCGAGUGUCCUGGGCUCCAGUUACAUCGCCUUUUUCGAGAUACCUUACGCAGCGCCUCCUGUUGGAAAACUCAGAUUCAAGGAUCCACAACCACCCGUUCCAUGGAAAGGUAUCAGAAACUGCGCCGUCUGUAAAGGCAUAGUCUGCACGCAGAGACUAGAACAAGAAUCAAACCAUAUUGUCGGAACUGAAGAUUGUUUGUACCUCAAUGUUUACACCAAAUCCAUCACCGAAACGAGGCCAGUCAUGGUUUGGGUCCAUGGCGGCGCAUUACAGAGGGGCAGUGGGAGUUACAGGUUCAUGAAGCCUGAUUACCUAGUCGAAAAAGACGUCGUCGUUGUUGCAGUUAAUUACAGACUGGGUGCAUUGGGUUUCCUAAAUCUGGGUCAUCCAGCUGCACCCGGGAAUCAAGGACUGAAGGACAUAAUUGCAGCCUUGCGAUGGACCCAGGAAAAUAUUGCCAAAUUUGGAGGAGAUCCUAAUAAUGUCACGCUCUGUGGUCAAAGCGCAGGGGCAUUGUUAACUCAUGCCUCAGCGAUAUCGCCGAAAGCGAAAGGACUCAUUCACAAAGCGAUUAUGCAAAGUGGAACCAUGCUGAGCCCUUGGGGAAUAGGUCAGAGCCGUCCAAAACGAGGUUUCAAACUAGCGUCGCUCUUAGGGAUAAACUCCACCGAUCCUGAGGAGGUCGUCGAUUUGCUCAGACAGCUACCCGACAAAGACAUCGUCAAGUUAGAGACUUCCGUUCUAUCGCAAAAGGAGAUAGACCUUUACGAUAUCCCCUUCGGAGUGAAUUACGACGAAUUCGCUGAGGAUCCUGUACUGCCUCUACCAUUGUCGCAAUUAUGUUCCAACGACGCGAACAUCCCCAUCAUGGCUGGACAGGUGACAUACGAAGGCCUCAUGCUGUGCUAUGACGACAACAAGAGCGCGAUGGAUGCUUACGAAACGCACCUAUUCGAUAUGGUGCAAACCUUAGGUUCGUUGAAAAACUUGGGGCCCGCGGAAGUGGACCAACUACACGAGACUGUCAAGAAAGUGUACUUCCCUAAUCCAUCCCUCUCGAACAUACUCGAAAGGUACCUGCAUUUCGGCUCGGAUGCCUACUUCACUAUCCCCCUGAGGUUGUACGUCGAGGAUCGUCUGAAAAGGGCGACCGCGGCUACUUACUAUUACUGGUUCACGUAUCUUGGAAACGAGAAGACGUACACGGAUAUCUUGAACUACCGUAAAAUAAAAGCCUCCUCGCACAUGGACGAACUGGUCUACCUGUUCUAUUGGCCACUUUGCAAAGUGGAUAAUCCUUCACCACCAGCUAUUGGCACCGAUGACAGAGCUAUGAUAGAACGUAUGACCACCUUGUGGACCAACUUUAUCAAAACAGGGAAUCCCACCCCGUGCAAAAGCGAUGUGGUUAAUGUCACGUGGGAACCAGCAACUAAAGAUAACUUCCGAUGCUACCAAAUCGAUCGAAAUUGCGAAAUGUUAACCUUGAAGCCAACCGUGGUGAGCUCAAAUGAAUUAAUAGUGCAACCAAAUGGUCAACUAUAAAUGAACUUGUUAAAUUAUACUACAUUAGUUGAAAGUAUUUUUUUUUUUUUUUUGCUAACUUCAACAAAAAGGUUUAACAGUGAAAACGGGCAAAAAAUCAUUGCGAAAAAAAGAGACGUCAUGGACGAUAUACUAACAAAAAUGAAACUGUUUUUACAAACGCAUACUUUGAUCAAAUACAGUUACAAAAAUGGGACUUCUAUAGAAAUCUGCUUUAUCCUUCAGAUGUUUUUAUUCCCGUCAGUUCAACCAAAAGUGUCUCCGAAAGUACCGCCGAAAGUAGCAUUUUCAUCGACCAAUACCUCCAUUCCCCUCAAUUACAUAAAAAUUCUACAAAUACUCACUCUGUCUCUUCGCAUCGAAAGAAUUAUAAAACAGUAACUAUGCAUAAUAACUAAAAAAAAAUUGUCGCGAUAAAGCUAGUUGAUGAACUCGAGGAACAACGAAAAAUUACGAUGACGCAACAGCCUCAGGUUUGGAUCCACAAACACGUUAGCGUGGAACGGUUGCGUCCGCGCGUGCAUUCGUGAUCGAUCGCUAUGAUUCAUCUACGGUUCGGGGAACGAAUAUGGGUUACAUACACCCGUGCGAUCGAGCCGUGGAAAUAGAAUCACGCAAACGCUUGUCCUAAAUCCCGAGCAUGUCGUUCUUCACUGCGAGCCGCACGAAAGCCACAGUGCACGGUGGGUAAAGCAAUGAGCGCCGUGCUCGGCCAUUAAUCGACCGUAUCCUUUAAUCCUUCAAACGUGUACAACCCGUAACUGCUCGUGGCAGCGGGAACGCCGCUUCGAACCUUGCCUUUGUUCCUCUUCGACUUCCGAGAAGCCUCUCGAUUUAGAUUU
Molecule: messenger RNA, 3023 nt
Organism: Hylaeus volcanicus
Lineage: Eukaryota; Metazoa; Arthropoda; Insecta; Hymenoptera; Colletidae
Product: esterase FE4-like
Exons: 8
Coding region: 580-2181 (533 amino acids)
Source: RefSeq, a predicted model, not a curated record